Trichogramma pretiosum is the source of this 2409-nucleotide messenger RNA. Its product is annotated as transmembrane protein 145. The transcript is spliced from 6 exons. NCBI's taxonomy places the organism in Eukaryota, Metazoa, Arthropoda, Insecta, Hymenoptera, Trichogrammatidae. The coding region runs from base 803 to 2275 and encodes 490 amino acids. Gene Ontology annotation, biological process: response to pheromone; G protein-coupled receptor signaling pathway. The record is from RefSeq and is a predicted model, not a curated record.
UAAGAAAAAAGAGGCACGCACCACAUAUAGCAUAAAGCUCGCCAGUGCAGCGUGUUACGCGACACUACCUACACACGGGGUCCCCCCUCGGUACAUCUGCACUCGCGAUAUACUUCGCGACAGCCUACGUAUCGUAAUUUCGUGCAAGUUCGGCAAAUUGUCAAAAUGAAGCGCAACAACGUCUUUCGCGGAUCUCGCUUUAGUCUCGUGCCUCGGCUCCGGGCGAGCUGCUGUACGCGCCGAGUAGCUUUGCCUGCUGCAGCUGCGGCUACUCGUGCAACGCAAUGAGCGCGUCAAAGUGAGCCUGUGUGUUCUCUGUCUCUCUCGGUGUUUGCACUCGCUUGCAUACACCCCUAUACCUAUAUCUAUAUACAUAGUAUACAGCGGCGAGGAGUUCGCUGCAGCUGUGCCCGGAAUUCGCGGAGGAGGACGCCAAAAUUAUUCGCCUCAGCUUUUGAGGUUAAUCGGAGCUUGAAUCACUGCCAUCGUAUCACCAUCGCCCUCGCCAGCUGCUGCGUGCCCACUGAGAGACUGAUUUCGCAAACGAGCCAUAUACAAUAUCGUUAACGAGUUAUCGAAAUCAAUUCUCAGUAGUAGCAGCAGCAGCUGUUUUAUAGUAGUAGUGUUUGACAUAUAGCAGCUUAUCACGCGCUUCUUCGAUGAUAUCGACCUUGAACAACUUCAAGUAUAAGAAAAUAAGCAGACUUCUCAAUGGCAAGUGAAAGAUGACACCAGCUGCAGCAGCGGAGCAAUGACUAAGACUUAGAUAUCAAAUUCUGUACAAUUCAAACAAUCAGUAGCGAUGGCUUUUAAAGGGCCCAAAUUAAUGUGGCUAUUGCUGCCGCUAUUCCUGUUGAUGCUAUGUGAUAAAACUAACUCUACGCAUAUCACAGGAACCUUCAAGACAAAAGAUUUUUUCAAGUUCCUCAUUAAAUUUGGUUUUCAACGAACAGAUCAACUUAAUCCAAAAGAUUCUUACGGAUAUAUUUUUGGUAAUAUCACUUCAAGAACAAACUUUACUCAGAACAUUACUUUGGCUGUGCUCGACCGCAGCCACUUUUUAGAAUACUAUGGCAAUCGAACAAUAAGAAAUAAGGAACUCGCCUGUGCCAUGAUGUUUGAUACGCUUAAGAAGAGUUCAUACGAUGAAAAAUGCAACGAUGAUGGUCAAGAUUACUUGAGGAGAGUCCCUUGUCCAAAAGGAAAAUUGUGCCCAGAUGAAAAUGUACCUUGGAAUGUAAUUAAAGGAAACCAAUUUACUUAUACGAUACAAGAUCUGUAUCAACCACGUUUCUGGUACAUUAGUUUGGUAGCAUGCUACAGAAAUAAUGAAACUUGCCAAUGGGAGUAUUAUGACAAACAAGAUGAAUUAGAAUAUGACAUAUGGCUUGUCAAUGGGAAUCCUAAUAACAGUGGUUUGAACAGUCUGACCUAUCAAUUCUCUUAUGAUAGGCAGAAUACCAUUGAAAUGUAUUUGAUGUUCUUUGUGUGUUAUAUAAUUUUGGUGCCACUUCAAUUGUAUGCUGUUAGCAUACAAAAACAUCCUGUUACAAGACUUUUCACAGCCAGUCUUCUUUUUGACUUUAUGGCUUUAACCCUAAUUCUAAUUCACGUUUUAAAAUUUGCACUUGACGGGGUAGGCUAUGAGCAAUUAGAAGUUGCAGGUGACAUAAUGGAUAUUAUAUCAAGAACAACUUUCAUGCUAUUACUAUUAGUACUAGCUAAAGGUUGGGCAGUAACCAGACAAGAAUUAACUUGGAAACCUUUACUUUUUACAAUUUGGCUUUGCUAUGGAGUAGUACACAUUUUAUUAUAUGUUUGGAAUAUGACGGAAGUUGAUAUCAUUGAAGAUAUUGAUGAGUAUCAAACUUGGCCUGGUUGGUUUAUAUUAUUUUUCCGUACUAUGAUUAUGGUUUGGUUUUUACGCGAACUUCGAAACACCAUGAUGUAUGAGCACAAUACUCAAAAACUUAACUUUUUGCUUCACUUUGGUGCAUCUUCAUUGGUAUGGUUUAUAUAUUUACCUGUAGUAGCUCUUGUAGCCCUUCAAGUUGGUGCUCUUUGGAGGUUUAAAUUAUUGUUAGGUAUCACAUACUCAAUUGAUUGUUUUGCUUAUUGCGUUAUGGCUCAUUUACUUUGGCCAACGCGUAGUGAACAAUAUUUCCUUUUAGCUGAAGGUGCGGAUCAUGGCGAUGAACUCGAUGAAUUUAACGAAGCACCUCACGUUAUCAAUAGCUACGUAGAACCACCAGAGUUUAACAAAAUCAUUGCUUAAGUUAAACCCAGAAAAGUAAAAUGGUGUGUUAGUAGAGUGUUACUUUUUAUGUUGUAGACUGAGUCUUGUCACAUUGCAUUUAAUGAAAAAAAAAUGAUGCCACACAGACACGUUAUUGAAAAUUAUUCAGUUGA